UAAGGAGAAAUAAACUUGAUAUAGGUCUGUUUCAUUAAUGGAUUAUUAGAAAUUUAGUCGACCAAAUAACUAAUUUUCUAUUUGUUUUUUAUUUAUCUUUGGAAGAAACACCACUUUCAAUGCUAGGACUCAUACAAACCAUUUAGGGUUUCAAUGGGAAUAGAGAAACUCCUAUAGGAAAUCUACCUAUAAAAAUGGUGGGAAUAUGGGUGUGAGGUGAGGAAUAGAAAAGGAAAGAGAUGAAGUAAACUGGAGGGUUGGGCUUGAUUUUAUUUUCACUUCCAUGGACUUUUUGUGAUGCCUUCAAAAAUUUAGGUAUGGUUUUCCCUGAACACAGAUGUUAUAACCUUGCAUUUAGUGAACUGUGUUUUUGAAUGACUAUUUCUCUUGAAAACCAUAUAAAAUGUGGACUGGAUGUUAUAAGAAGUUGAACAAAUUCUUUAGUAUUCUGUUAAAGGUCCAUGAUUCCAGGUCCAAUAAGGAAUAAGGAUUUGCCUUGUUUGGUAAGCCACUUAUAUCUGUCAAGUUCUUUAUUAAUGACCUUGAAAUGAGCUUCUCAAAAUUUAUUGAUAAAACAAGAACCAGCAUUGAACUCAUUUGCAUCGAGUAUGGAUAUUUCUGGUAAGAUAUUGGUACUCAAUAUUUUUUUUCUUCACGGUAUAUACAUAUUUAUUUUGGCAUAGCUGGGUGGUUAUGUUAGCAAAUCAGGCUCAUGAUUAAGCUGAUGUCAUUGUAGUGUUAAACUUAGAAGAGAGUUCAAUCUUUUUUAUAAGCUUGUGGUCUUUGGCUCUUUCUACAAAUUUUGUUUGAUGUCCUUUGAUGCUGCGUCUGAAGAUGAAGCUGAAAAGUAUGAGAGAACAUUUAUUCUCCAGCUGCUAGGUUCUGAUGGUUCCAGUACUGGCAAAGAGUUUCUUAAACAGUCUGCUGCAGAUUAUGUCAACAGUUUUGAUUCGUCAUUGCAUGAUUUUCCAAAACAUGAACAGCUGCAGCAGCAGUACUGUGUUAAAAUCCCUCCAGAACCAUAUAAUUGCUUGUGUAAGGAUGGUUCAGUGAAAAGUUUGGUGCCAGACCCUGAUGUACCCCUUGGUUGUGAUGCAAACUCACCUGAGUUUGACCUGCAACCUGGAGCCAAACCUAAACUUGGAUCUGGAGAUAGAGAAGAUACAGUGCUUGGGCUGUUGCGGAACUUGUCGCCGGAAGGAUUAGAUCCUCAGUGGAUCAGACCUCUUCCACCAAGGCUUCCGGUACAGGAGGGCGAGCUAGUGUGGCUCAACCCUGACGAGAAUCAUGAACUUUUAUGGGACUAUGGUAUGUGUGUUGAUACUAGCAGAGGGGCAGCCGUUAGAGACUUAAUUGCAAAAGCUUUGAAGGGACCUCUUGUGCCUCCACAACAAGAGCAAGUCUUGGUGGAGUUGGCAAAUGACCCAAAGCUCGUGUAUCAUUGUGGACUGACACCGAGAAAGCUACCAGCACUGGUGGAGAAUAAUCCUCUAAUUGCAGUUGAAGUUCUCACCAAAUUGAUAAAUUCCCCUGAAAUUGCGGAAUAUUUUACAGUGCUUGUCAAUAUGGACAUGAGUCUACACUCGAUGGAAGUUGUUAACAGGCUUACAACAACAGUUGAACUUCCUUCUGAGUUCAUACGCAUGUACAUAACUAACUGUAUAUCAUCUUGCGAGAACAUCAAGGAUAAGUACAUGCAGAACAGACUUGUGAGACUUGUUUGUGUUUUCCUCCAAAGCCUUAUCCGAAAUAAUAUCAUCAAUGUCAAAGAUCUUUUCAUCGAAGUUCAAGCUUUCUGCAUUGAAUUCUCGCGUAUUAGGGAGGCAGCUGCUUUAUUUAGGCUUCUCAAGACCUUGGAAUGAAUUGAUCCUUUUUGUUGGCCGUAGUUUUCUUGGACUAAAUAAUUAGCUUUCCUUUCCUUUUGUUGUUCUUUACAUGUAGAUAAAAACACUAUCAAUUAGAGUGCAGAGUGUCUCUCUCUCUGUCUCUGCGCGCGCGCGCGUGUGAUCCACCAUUAUUGUACCAGUUCGUGCUUAAAAGAUAAUAAGACGAGUUUGGCAUGCAUGCAUGUUGAAAUUUACCC
Molecule: messenger RNA, 2083 nt
Organism: Juglans microcarpa x Juglans regia
Lineage: Eukaryota; Viridiplantae; Streptophyta; Magnoliopsida; Fagales; Juglandaceae
Product: CCR4-NOT transcription complex subunit 11
Exons: 11
Coding region: 810-1862 (350 amino acids)
Biological process (GO): negative regulation of translation; mRNA catabolic process
Cellular component (GO): CCR4-NOT complex
Source: RefSeq, a predicted model, not a curated record